This is a messenger RNA of Metarhizium album ARSEF 1941, 1212 nucleotides long. Its product is annotated as Set1 complex component spp1. The coding region runs from base 1 to 1212 and encodes 403 amino acids. Lineage: Eukaryota; Fungi; Ascomycota; Sordariomycetes; Hypocreales; Clavicipitaceae. Gene Ontology annotation, cellular component: Set1C/COMPASS complex. The record is from RefSeq and is a predicted model, not a curated record. Gene Ontology annotation, biological process: positive regulation of DNA-templated transcription. The transcript is spliced from 2 exons.
AUGGAUCAGCGACCCGGAUCCUCGCAUGAGGACCGUUUGCGAUCUGGAUCUGCCGACUGGGCAGUCAAGUCUGACCAUGCAGUUAUCUCCCCUUGGGUUGCCGGCUCAGACCUCGCCUCAGCCUCGCUCAAGUCAUCGCCAACACCACUUCCUCUGACGGAGACGCCCGACUCUGCAGCCAUGGCCGUUGCGUCUAAGAAGAAAGGCGCGGCGGCUAGCAUUAAAAAAGUCCCAAGGAGAGCAAGGCCUGGCGGCUCAAAGAGAAUGAAGAAUAUGAAAACGGGCUCGGCGGCGCUAGGCGUAGACGAAGCUUCCGGCGAUGAGGAAUCCGACAACGGCCCGUACUGCCUGUGCCGUGGUCCCGACGACCAUCGCUGGAUGAUUUGCUGCGAAAGGUGCGAGGACUGGUUUCACGGAGAGUGCAUCAACAUGAACAAAGAAAUCGGCGAAAACCUCAUUGAGAAAUUCAUAUGCCCAAACUGCACAGCUGAACGCGUUGCCACCAUCUACAAAAGAACAUGUUCGCUGGGAGCUUGUCGCAAACCGGCGCGCUUGACGCAGAGCCAACCCAGCGUGUUUUGCUCUAAUGAGCAUGCGCAAACAUGGUGGGAACGAAUGGUUAGCAGGCUACCCAGAGCCAGGGCCAAGAAUGGUCUCAGCGAUCAGCUGGCGCAGGAUGAGUUCGUGGCCCUUCUCAAUGACGCUUUGUCCGAACUAUUAAGCGACGAAGAGCAAAAGUUUCUCGACGAAGCAGCCAGGGCCCGAUCUGAGCUAGCGGAAGAGACGCUCCUCUGCCACAAAAUGUUCGCUCUAAUAGAGCUGGCUCAAGAGCGCAGAAGAGCGGCCAUUACAGCCGGACGGUUCGGCGACGACAUUUGCGGCUAUGACUCCAGGCUGGACGCGGUUUCUGCGCGAGACGUCUUCUCGGCAUUUGUGAAAUCCCCCGAGGGUGAGGAGGUGUUCAAAAACUCGAAGCUCGACGAUCCGCUUGGCGAGGAUGACGCGGUCAGAGGAAUGUGCGAACGAAAACGCUGCAAGACACACAGCGGCUGGCAAAAGAUGCUCCCCUCGGGCGUGAAGCACCACAUCCGGGAAAUGGCCGGCCAGGCGGCAGAAGUGGAAGAGGAGGAGCAAAUCGUCCGCAGAGCCGUGGCGGAGCGAUGGAGGAGGAGGCAGGCGGAGAGUAAUUGGGUCGAAUCUGUGCAUGAAUGA